Molecule: messenger RNA, 492 nt
Organism: Trichoplax adhaerens
Lineage: Eukaryota; Metazoa; Placozoa; Uniplacotomia; Trichoplacea; Trichoplacidae
Exons: 6
Coding region: 1-492 (163 amino acids)
Source: RefSeq, a predicted model, not a curated record
AUGGCAAUGAAAGAACUGAGACGAGAGAAAGCUGUUCUGAGAAGAGAACUUUAUUACUCUAAGCCCGUUAGGUACAAGACUUUGUACAUCUUUGAUACUUGUCAACUACGUCUUAUUACAUGGCUCUACAGAGUCAUGUUUUAUCCAGUUUGUAUGAGAAUUGAGUAUUGUAGUAUACGGACUGAAAGUAUGUUACAGCGGGAUCGCGGUAUACGACAUGAGUUUUGGCAUGGAAAGGCAUCCCAAUGGUUGUGGCCUUACGGCCAUGGCAACGACCAGGAGGCAAUCAAGAAGGUGUUGAAAGUCAGCUGGGAUUGGAUUCUUUUCCAACUUGAUUAUUCCAUUAAAUCGUCCUUUUCUUGCACCAUUGAUCAUCGAUUGUAUCCAUCGAUCGUUCUUGGUAAUCAGGUAAAAACAUUUCAAUCGAGACCCAUGAUGAUGGAUUUGCUUCUUGGAUGGAUGGUAGAUCUAUCCAUCACUUUGAUGACAUGA